AUGAACUUAGAGCUUUUAGAAUCUUUUGGACAAAAUUAUCCUGAAGAGUUCGAUGGUACAUUGGAUUCAAUAUCCUUGGCUGCAACAUGCGCAUUUAACCGCCGAGGGACACUCUUAGCAGUUGGGUGCAAUGAUGGUAGAAUCUUCAUAUGGGAUUUCCUUACACGGGGAAUUGCUAAAUCCAUAUCAGCACAUGUUUACCCUGUUUGCAGUUUGAGUUGGUCAAGAAAUUGUAAAAAGCUGUUAUCUGCUUCAACAGACCACAAUGUGUGCAUAUGGGAUGUGUUGUCAGGGGAAUGUGAGCAACGCUACAGGUUUCCAACUCCCAUAGUGAGGGUGCAAUUUGACCCAAGGAAUGACAAAAGAUUCCUCGUUUGUCCAAUGAGGCAUGCAGCGUUGCUAGUUGACACAGAUGGUGAACACAAAAUUUUGCCUAUUGACGAUGAUGGUGAUAUUAAUGUGAUAGCAUCCUUUGACCGAAGAGGCGACUAUGUAUACACUGGAAAUGCUAAAGGAAAAAUUUUAAUUCUAGACUCUCAGACUCUUGUCAUAAAGGCGAGUUUUAAAAUCACUGUUGGCACGUCAAGCACCACUGGCAUCAAGAGCAUUGAAUUUGCCAGAAGAGGAGACUGUUUCCUCGUAAAUACAUCAGACAGAGUUAUCAGGGUGUAUGACACUAAUACAGUAUUGAAAUGCGGUGUAAACGGAGAACCCGAGCCUAUACAGAAGUUGCAGGACCUUGUCAAUAAGACAACAUGGAAGAAGUGCUGUUUCUCCGGCGACGGAGAGUACAUCUGCGCGGGGUCUGCCCGCCAGCACGCGUUGUACAUCUGGGAGAAGUCCAUCGGGAACCUGGUUAAGAUCCUGCACGGCACCAAGGGGGAGCUGCUGCUUGACGUCGUCUGGCAUCCCAUCAGGCCCAUCAUCGCCAGCAUUAGCGCCGGCGUGGUGUCGAUCUGGGCGCAAAACCAGGUGGAGAACUGGUCCGCGUUCGCGCCGGACUUCAAGGAGUUGGACGAGAAUGUGGAGUACGAGGAACGCGAGAGCGAAUUCGAUGUGGAGGAUGAGGACAGAUCCGUCGACCAGGCGGGAGAGAGCCGCGACGACGAGGAAGUCGAAGUGGAUGUGACAACCUGCGAGCCCGUGGCGGCCUUCUGCAGUUCAGACGAGGAGGGAGAGGAUGAGAAUUUGCUCUCGUUCCUUCCGAUAGCUCCAGAAAUUGAGGAUCCUGAGGACGGCUGGGCCGCCACGCAGGAGACCGUUACGCCUACAGAGACUCCGGAGAAGUUGGAGCCGACCGCGAAACGACCGAAGAGCAAAACCUACGAUAUAUCAUUAAAGAUCCCGCCGCCGGAACAACCUAUAUCGUUCGGCGGUAAGAACAAGCAGACAGCUGGAAGCAAAAAGGUUGCUGGAAGACCAAGAAAAUAA
Parnassius mnemosyne (clouded apollo) is the source of this 1431-nucleotide messenger RNA. Lineage: Eukaryota; Metazoa; Arthropoda; Insecta; Lepidoptera; Papilionidae. The record is from the annotation of a GenBank genome assembly.